Molecule: messenger RNA, 4229 nt
Organism: Acanthaster planci (crown-of-thorns starfish)
Lineage: Eukaryota; Metazoa; Echinodermata; Asteroidea; Valvatida; Acanthasteridae
Gene: ube4b
Product: ubiquitination factor E4B
Biological process (GO): ubiquitin-dependent protein catabolic process; protein polyubiquitination; ERAD pathway
Cellular component (GO): cytoplasm; nucleus; ubiquitin ligase complex
Molecular function (GO): ubiquitin-ubiquitin ligase activity
Source: RefSeq, a predicted model, not a curated record
UGGCUGCCCAGUAGGAAAAACAUCUUUCUGCGGAACUUAUUCUUUUUCUCCCGAAUACUUUGACCGUUUCCCUCACAUUUUGCAUAGCCAUAGAUCCGAUCAUGAGUGAGUUAACCCCUGACGAGAUACGCAGGAGGCGAUUAGCACGACUCGACAAAAGCCCACUGGCGGGUGCAGCGAAGGCGACGCCAGCCACUGAGGAGACACCCAAUAAACUCGGGGCCUCAUCUGUUACAUCAGAGGAUGAAGGCGAGGGACAAGGGGCACCUGAGGCGACCCCCGCGUCGCCCAGUGAGGCACCCAGUGAGGGACUGCAGGCAGCCUCGGGUGCCUUGGAGGCUUCCAGCCAGCCCGGGAUGGAAACAGACGAGUCAGCCAGCUCGCUGAGUCAGCCAACGGAAACCAUGGAGAGCGCCCCCGACGUCCACGACAGCUUAGAUUCCGGCUUCCCGGCGAGCAUGGAGAUGGACUCGGAAACGUGCGACCAAGGGAGUCUGUCUCAGAUGGAUGUGGACUCGGGAAUCGAGAACCCCGAAUUGGAGGAGACAGUCAAGAAAGGCAAGAAGCCAUCAGCAGAGAAGAAAUGUCCCAGCGAGGCAGAACUGUUGCAGGUUGUGUCCCGUGUUUUCCACGUGUCCUGGAAGGAACAAGGCAAGGACGUUGUGUAUCUGGCCGGCUUGGCCACAGAAUUUGCAGAAGAGCCAGAGCAAGUGUUUCCCAACACGGAGGACCUCAUCAGCCAGGUUCUGAUGGAGGUGCUCACCCAGCACGCCUGCACCGGUAACCCGUUUGCCAACCUGUCUGCUACCACAUCACCGGCGGUCGCCACGGCCGGCGCGGGUGGCCAUUCACCACAGAGUUCGUCCCAGCAGACAUCAGUGGCUCCCAGUAGUGCGGGGGACCAGUGUAGCAGCAAACCGGAGAACCCCGAGCCAGAAAUGCUGUCCUACCUCUUGCAGUGCUACCAACGCAUCCGCAACGAGGAGCGCACCGCCCCCAAGCGUUACAGCCAGCCACCGUUCAGCAAUCUGGCCUCUGCAGCCAGGCUACAGUGCGUGCACCACGCUGGGCUGGUCCUACAAGGGGCCUUCACACAACCAGGGUCUUCAACUUUGUUAUUAGCCCCCCUUCUUUUGAGUCAUUCACUCCCACGGGGGUUCCUCCAGGAGCUGGUCUCGGCAACCAGGGCGGACAACGCAAGCUUCCAGAUGAUAUUUACUCCAGUAAUAAUUGCGCUGGUACAAGCUAUCCAGAGAUGUUCAUUGGACAGUGACAGCUACAAAGCUCCCUUAUCUGCCAUGAAUGAGCUGUGUAAAAUAAAACUUGGAAAUUCCCGACCGAUAUGCAGACUGGUGAGCUCUCUGCCGCAGUGGUUACCCGAUCCUAUCACAGGGGCCCUGGGUCGCGAGGUGGAGAAAGUCUCUCUUUUAGGGGCGUUCUUGUCCCUGUCCGUCUUUGCAGAAGACAAUACCAAAGUGGUGGAAAAGUAUUUCUCAGGACCCAUGCUGACGCAGGACAGUAUCCGCAUCCUCAACGACAGCUUACAACAUCACCUGCACUUCAUUAGGAAUGAGUUACACGAGAUUAUCCACAGCAUAUUAGUCAACAGCGAGAGCAGGGAGGCCAUGGUCAAAUACUUUGCGGCGGUCAUCAAACGGAACCACAAACGAGCCCAGAUGCAGAUUGAUGAGAGUCUGGUUGCCGGGGACGGAUUUAUGCUGAAUCUCCUUGUGGUGUUGCAGAGAUUGAGCGUCAAGAUAAAACUCGACAUGGUGGACGUGAUGUACCCACACCACCCCAAGUCCCUCAUUGACAUCUCUCAGGACACCCGGCUGAAAGCCUCGUCGCAGGAGGCCGCCGAUUGGGUGGAAGAAUGCAAUAAACGGCCAGCCGCCUGGUUGGAGCCCAAGUUCCCCACCCAGUGCUACUUCCUCACCCUCCACUGCCAGCACCUGGCGCUCAUGCCGGCCUGCCGUCACUACACCCGCCGCAUCCGGGGGCUGCGGGAGCUGGCCCGCAUGGUGGAGGAGUUGCAGGGACAGGAGGAGCAAUGGAAGGGAACGCCCAACGAGCGACGCAACCGACAGCUCCUGGAGAAGUGGAAGUUGCAAAUCAAGAAGCUAGACAAGGCCAAGCUUUGCGGCGAUGCGGGCCUGCUGGAUGAGAACCUCCUCAGGAACUGCUUCCAAUUCUACGGCACGGUCAUGUUCCUGCUCCUCAAGCUGCUCACGCCCAAGGACCAAGAUAGAAUCUGUCUACCUCUACCCAAGGAAGUGCCCAUGGAAUUUGCGGCGUUACCCGAACACUACAUCGAAGACAUUGCUGAGUUCAUCUUAUUCAUCGUACAACACUGCCCACAAGCCCUAGAAGACACAGCUCAGCAGGACAUGGUGCUAUUUAUAGUUGUCAUUGUCUGCUCAGCGCACUGCAUCCGUAAUCCCUACCUGGUGGCCAAGCUCGUCGAGGUGAUAUUUGUUCUGAGUCCAGCCGUCCAGACCAGAACGGCCAAGAUCUACGAAGCCAUCCAGAUCCAUCCGUUGGCCAUCAACCACCUGGUGCCAGCCCUCAUGACCUUCUACACCGAUGUGGAACAGACAGGAGCCAGCAGCGAGUUUUACGACAAGUUCAGCAUCCGCUACCACAUCAGUAUCAUCUUCAAGUCCCUGUGGCGGCUACCCAUGCACCGUAAUGCUAUGAUCAAAUUCAGCGGGUCGCAGUCCGAGUUCGUGCGCUUCAUCAAUAUGCUGAUGAACGACACCACCUUCCUGCUGGACGAGAGCCUGGCUUGCCUCAAGAGAAUCCACGAAGUCCAGGAGGCCAUGAAGAACAAGGAGGCUUGGAGUGCCUUGGAUCAGGAGGAGAGACAGGGUAAAAUCCGCCAGCUGUCCACAGACGAGAAGCAGUGCCGGUCCUACCUAACGCUGGCCAACGAGACGCUGGAGAUGUUCAAUUACCUCACCAAGGAGAUCAAACAGCCAUUCCUUAGGCCGGAGCUGUGCGACAGGCUGGCGGCCAUGCUCAACUUCAACCUGCAGCAGCUGUGCGGGCCCAAGUGCAACGACCUGAAGGUUGAGAACCGGGACAAGUACGGCUUCCAGCCGCGCCGCAUGCUGGACCAACUGGCCACCAUCUAUUUGCACCUGGACAGCGAGGAGCUGGCUACGGCGUUGGCCAACGAUGAGCGAUCGUUCCGCCCGGAGCUAGUGAGUGAUGCCCUCCACUUCCUAGCCCGACUGAAGACACAGUCAGAGAUUAAUCAGUUCUCCCGGCUGAUGUCACGGGCUCAGGAGAUCACCUCCCACAACCAGCAGUUAGAGGUGGACUAUGACGACGCGCCCGAUGAGUUCAAAGACCCUCUGAUGAACACCCUCAUGCACGACCCGGUCAUCCUGCCCUCGGGCCACGUCAUGGAGCGUAAGAUCAUUGAGCGUCACCUGCUCAACUCGCAGACGGACCCCUUCAAUCGGCAGGAGCUGACCAGCGACAUGCUGCAGCCAGCAACUGACCUCAAGAAGAGAAUCACAGAAUGGAUCCAAUCCAAGAAGACAAAAUUGUGACGAGGCUUACCUUUUGAUAACUCCAUCCCCGCAAACUCUCAACUCUCUGAGUCGUCAUUCCCUUUUCGUUUUUCCUCAAUGCUUCGGCUUUCAACGUGAAACUGCAAGGCAGAGCCUUGACACUUUCGUUUCUCCUGAAGUAGCUCCCGUCUGACACUUACAGUGCGCCGUUUUAAAAAGGCACGACAGGCAGGAGAACCGGUGAGGCUUGCCUGCCAAGACUGGAGACUCGCUUGAUGGGGACCAGUCAUGCUUUUGAGAAAAAGAAGACCGGGACCUGGCAAACUAUUCCUGAUCACGAGAAGGCCAGUGAAGAACUCGGAGCAGUGAACGUUCUCGACAGCACAUUUCCUGAGCACAGUUGGAGGCCAGAAGCACUCAUGCGAGGGGAAUGCGUCGCAGUGGCAUUUUGUCUGCGUGGAAUGUCCCAGUCAACUUCUCCCUUUUAAAUACCCGACUCUUAACAAUCCUUUAUGAUGGCGAGCGGGUGGCUUCAUUUUGCAGAAACUGAAGGCCAGUCUUAUCUUUUUGAGUUAUUUAUGACUUAAGUCACAGUUAAAAAACUAGUUUGAAAGGCUAUGACUGAGAAUUGAAAGUAUGAUGUUUCUUUGAAAAUUUGACCAUUCGGGGGCUUAAAGUCGAGGAUGGGAAAAAGGAACAAGAUAAAUCCUA